AUGUCGGAUCCGGCGAAUGAUACGAUCAGGAAUGCGGAGAAAUCGGUCAACAAUCGCAACUGCAUGUAUUGCGAGGAAGUUGAUAGCGAAGAUGACAUGGUCCAAUGCGACAUGUGUAGCUUUUGGAGCCACUAUCAAUGUGCGGGAGUUACCGAGGCAGUGAAGAGUGUGCCAUGGAACUGCACGAAAUGCAGUAAUUUGUUGCACGUUCCCAAAAUAAGGAAACCAGUUAAAAAGAACGUUUCCAAACGGACGGGAAGUGCCAAAAGCGAUGUCGGAACGGAGCCUCGAGAAGGUCGGCCAUCGAUUCAAGAAUCUCUGAGCCUUCUCGAACAAGAAUCGGCUGCGAUCGAGCAGCAAUUGCAGGAGGAGAAAAUACUGCACGACAAACGCUUGGAAUUGGAGAGAUCGGUGAACGAAAAAAGGCGUGCGCUUCAACAAAAGAUGCAGGAGGAAAAACUUCGCCAAGAGAAGCUGCAACUAGAACAGCAAUUGGCGGACCACAAGGACUUCUUGAUCCGGCAGAAGCAGAUGCGCGACCAGUUCCGGAAAAUGAAAGCCGAUCUGAGUCAGGAGUUUGAGAGCGAGGAAGAGGACAGCGAUCCGGAUGUUGGUUCCACGAAGACGAAGGCGUGGAUAGAGACGCAAGAAGAUCCCCGCGGCGCUUACCCCAAGAAGCCGGCAGCAGCGCCAAGGAGUUUUCCUCUCACUGUGCGUAACGCGUUGGAGGAACGGCAUGGCGAGACAGAUUCGGAACAGAGCGGGAUUGGGCGCCAACGCAAGCACGAACCAUUGGCGACGUCAUCGAAAGGCGAGGCUCAAGCGGAGAAGAAGAAAAACGUAGACUCCGACCAUCGUUUCAAAGAGCUGUUGGAGCAUUAUUUGAGGGCAAAUGGGUCGCAACAGGAGCCGGAAGCAUCCGAACCGGAAGAGUCUGAGCUGGAAAAGCUUGAACAGGCUUUGAUUAGGAAGUUGUUAGAACGUAACACGUUAGGACGAGCUUGUAGUGUUAGUUCAGGGCCGACUAAAGAACAGUUGGCUGCACGACAAGCUGCGUCCAAACAUCUUCCUACUUUUCGAGGCGAGCCAGAGGUGUGGCCCCAAUUCAUCAGUUGCUUCGAAUACACCACGGAGGCGUGUGGAUACACCAAUACCGACAAUUUGAAGAGACUUCAAGACAGCCUUCAAGGACUAGCCAAGGAAGCAGUACAAAGCCGAUUGCUCAUGCCUGAGUCGGUGCCUGAGGUCAUCGAAGAUCUGCGUCAACUGUUCGGUAAUCCGGAAAAGCUGUUGAAGUCACUGAUGGCGAAAGUGCGGAAGGUACAAGCCCCUCGAGUGGACAAAUUAGAGUCGUUCCUGUACUUCGGGAUCACGGUAAAGCAGUUGUGUGAUCACCUUGUUGCGGCCAAGCUACACGACCACUUGAGCAACCCCAUGCUGGUAGCGGAACUCGUCGAUAAGCUGCCAUCCGAUUAUCAAUUGGAUUGGGUACGCUUUAAGAGAGGUAGGACUGAUCUUCCUCUUCGUAUGUUUGCCGAUUUCAUGAAGGGAAUCGUGUCGGAAGUUUCUGAGGUGGCUGACUUCAACGGGGAGCAGAACACUGCGGUUGCGGAAGGACGGCGAAUGUACAAAAGGAAGGAGCGCGUGAAUACCCACGACACUAAAGUGUUUCCGGUCGUGCAGAAUACGAUGCCGGCGAGAACGAGAAAACCCUGCCCGAUGUGCAAUCGCACAGACCACAAACUAAGGUUCUGUGACGAUUUUUCGUCGAUGUCAUUACCGGAUCGUCAAAGGUUGGUCGAUAGACUCAAGCUGUGCAACAUUUGUCUGUGUGACCAUGGGAAGAUAAAGUGCACCUUCAAAGUACGGUGCGAGAUACGGAGCUGCAAAGGAAACCACCACACGCUGCUGCACAGGCACGAGGAAGCAGUUAACGUUACCGUGGCGGAAUGCAACCCACAUCAUAAUGUCGAUCGGUCAGUAAUCUUCCGAAUGAUACCGAUUACUUUGCAUCAUGGAGGAAAGGCGGUUCAAACCUUGGCGUUCCUGGACGAAGGAGCUUCAACAACACUUGUUGAGAGCUCUCUAGCAGAAUCGUUGGGCGUCGAGGGAACUCCGGAACCCCUGGUCAUCGUGUGGACAGGAAAUGUUAAGCGGAAUGAAGAUAGUUCGAGGAAAAUCGACCUGCUGGUAUCUGCCGUGGAUUCUCGUAGAAAGUUCAUGAUGUCUUCUGCCCACACUGUCGGAGAAUUGAAGCUGCCUCUACAUAAGGCCUGUUACAGAAGCAUCGUAGAUAAAUAUCACCACUUAGAUGGAGUUCCUUUGUCGAGUACCAAAAUGGAAGUUCCCAGAGUUCUUAUAGGCCUCGACAACCUACAUCUAUUCGCCCCUCUGGAGUCCAAGGUUGGUGCCCCGGGAGAACCGAUAGCCGUGCGUUCAGCGCUGGGUUGGGCAAUCUACGGUCCUGAUUCGAGACUUGAGCAGCAGCAGCAUCACUAUUUGAACCAUCAUCUUGUUCAAAGCUUGAACAAUCGUCAGCUUCACGAUCUGAUGGCGGAGCAGUACGCUCAGGAAGAGCUUCAUGUAGCACAAGGCAAUCCCAUAGAAUCGGAGGAAAUCCAGAGGGCCCGUGAGACCCUUGAAUCGACAACUGUCCGAGUAGGAGACCGCUUCGAAACGGGGCUACUUUGGAAGCAGGAGCCUGUUUUUCCAGAUAGCUAUCCGAUGGCGCUGAACCGACUGAAGAGCCUGGAACGACGUUUUCAACGAGAGCCGCAUAUGAAACAGAACGUGAACCAGCAGAUUGAAUACUACCUGGCCAAAGGCUACUGUCAUAAGGCCACAGCAGAAGAGCUGAAGAGUACCAAUCCUUCUUCCGUGUGGUAUCUUCCUCUUAAUGUCGUGCUGAAUCCUAAGAAGCCGCAUAAGGUACGUUUGGUGUGGGAUGCAGCGGCCAAAUCGCAGGGAGUUUCUCUCAAUUCUUACCUGCUCAAAGGCCCCGAUCUAUUGGCAUCACUUCCGGCGGUCAUCAGCAAGUUUCGAGAGCGACGAGUUGCAGUGGGAGGUGACAUCAAAGAGAUGUACCAUCAGCUCAGGAUUAGAGAGGCAGACAAGCAGGCGCAAAGGUUUCUUUUCCGGUUCCCGGAAGACGAUCAUCCUACCGUUUUCGUCAUGGACGUGGCCACCUUCGGCGCUGCCAGUUCUCCAUGCUCGGCGCAAUACGUCAAGAACCUGAAUGCCCAACAGUUUUCCACUCGUUAUCCAGCAGCAGCACAGGCCAUCGUUCAUCGCCAUUAUGUCGAUGACUACUACGACAGCUUCGACACCGAAGAGGAAGCCAUCGAGCGAACCAGAGAGGUACGUUGGAUCCACUCGAAAGGUGGAUUCGAGAUCACCAAUUGGACGUCUAACUCUACAGCUGUUCUUCGAAGUUUGGGAGUGGGUGGUGGCUCCAGAGAGUCAAUCCAUUUGAACCAAGACAAGGUGACGGAUUACGAACGAGUUCUCGGCAUCAUGUGGGACACACAGAACGACGUGUUUUCCUUUGCGGUACCCAUAAACGCAGCAGCUACAGAGGCAGAACCACCAAAGAAAAGGGGAGUCCUGAGCACGGUCAUGUCGCUGUUCGAUCCAAUCGGCCUGUUGGCUCCAUUUACGGUGUUGGGAAAGAUGCUCAUGCAAGACCUGUGGCGAGCGGGUUGCGACUGGGACCAGCGAAUCGACGGAGAGUGCCUGGAUAAGUGGCGACAGUGGGUCGCGAUGUUUUCUCUGGUUGAGGGUGUUCGGAUUCCAAGAUGUAACUUUGGCUCGACACCUUCUGACCGAUUUGGCCAAAUACAGCUACAUAUCUUUAGUGAUGCCGGGGAGAAUGCGUACGGAAGCGUUGCGUAUCUACGGAUUUGUGUGGAAAAUACCGUAAAAUGUUCGUUGGUGAUGGCUCGAUCGAAAGUAGCACCGAUAAAACUUCUUUCCAUUCCACGGCUUGAACUGAAAGCAGCAGUCUUGGGAGCGCACCUGAGUCACACCGUUAAGAACAACCAUUCCCUUCCUAUUCAUCAAAUUUUCUACUGGAGUGAUUCUCGAACUGUUCUCUCCUGGAUUCAAUCCGACCAACGUCGUUAUCAACCGUUCGUCGGCUUCCGUAUCGGAGAAAUUCUGAGUCUCUCCAAGCUGACAGACUGGCGCUACGUUCCAACCAAGCUAAAUGUAGCAGAUUCGCUCACCAAAUGGGGUCGUCUUCCGGAUCUUUCGAGCGAAGGUUCAUGGUUUCGUGGCCCGGAGUUCCUGUACCAGCAGCCGUCGGAAUGGCCUCAACAGAAUCUUCCCGCUGCAAAUACACGAACGGAAAUCAAGGCAAUACACCUUUUUCACGGUGUUGAGCUUCCAAGUUGCUUUAUCGACGUGACUAGAUUUUCGAAGUGGAAUGUUGCAGUUCGCACCGUGGCAUGCAUUUUCCGAUUCAUCUCCAACUGCCGGCGCCGAGCCGCUGGCAAAUCCAUCGAAGCAGUCCUUUCGACUCCAAAGCUUAAAAAGCUCAUCAAGGUUGAAAUUCCCUUUGUAGUGGUUCCGUUGCGGCAAGACGAGCAUCGAUGUGCCGAAAAUACUCUCUUCAGGUUGGCUCAGAGCGAGUCGUACAGCGACGAAAUCAAGAUAUUGAAGAAGAAUGCAGAAUUACCUUUUCAAAAUUGGUUUCCACUAGAAAAGUCCAGCCCUCUCUACAAGCUUGUGCCCUUGAUCGACGCCGAUGGUGUGUUGAGGAUGGAAGGUCGUUCUGAAAAGGCAGAGUUCCUCCCUUUCGACCUUCGCUUUCCAAUAAUUCUACCAAGAUCUCACUACGUUACAGAUCUUUUAAUUCAACAAUACCAUGAAAGGUUUGGGCAUGGAUUUCGAGAGACGGUGAAGAAUGAAAUCAAGCAACGUUUUCUGAUUAGCGGUCUUACCAAUUUGAUAAGACGAACCGAACGAAGCUGCGUGUGGUGUAAGGUCCGAAAAUGUCUGCCGAAGAAUCCACGAAUGGCUGCACUUCCUGUACAAAGAUUAACUCCAUUUAAACGUCCAUUUAACUUCGUGGGCAUUGAUUACCUGGGUCCUGUUGAAGUCGUCGUCGGCCGCCGCAGAGAAAAACGCUGGGUUGCGGUGUUCACGUGCAUGGUUGUUAGAGCGGUGCAUUUGGAAGUUGUCCACAGUCUUACCGCGCAAUCAUGCAUCAUGGCGAUCCGCCGUUUCAUCAGCCGCCGAGGUCCAGCCUCCGAAUACUUCACAGACAACGGGACGAACUUCCGAGGUGCGAGUAAGGAGAUAAUCCAACGGGUACGAGAAAUUGAUGCUGUUUGUGCCGAUGAAUUUACGACUGCUAUCACGAGUUGGCACUUCAUCCCACCUGGAACACCCCACAUGGGAGGGGCGUGGGAAAGGAUGGUGCGCUCGGUGAAGCAAGUCAUGGCCGCUUUGGACGACGGGCGUCGAUUGAACGACGAAAUCCUCCUGACUACGCUUGCUGAAACUGAGGACAUGAUCAACAGCCGGCCCCUAACUCUUGUAACCACGGACUCAGUGAUGGGUGCACUUUGUCCAAAUGUCUUCCUGCGAGGUUCAGAUCCCAACGAGCCGCAUGAAGUCAUUCAACCUACGCAUCCUGCAGAAGCACUUCGGGAUGCUUACAAGAGAUCGCAGCAGCUGUCCGACGAGUUAUGGAAGCGGUGGAUUAGAGAGUACGUGCCGACAGUCAACCAACGGUCCAAGCAGUCGACGCAAAGCAUGGGUUCGAGGAGUCAUCGAGGAGCCGAUCGUUUCUGGUGA
Molecule: messenger RNA, 5799 nt
Organism: Uranotaenia lowii
Lineage: Eukaryota; Metazoa; Arthropoda; Insecta; Diptera; Culicidae
Exons: 2
Coding region: 1-5799 (1932 amino acids)
Biological process (GO): DNA integration
Molecular function (GO): nucleic acid binding
Source: RefSeq, a predicted model, not a curated record